CUGACACACAAAAUCAAAUCAAAUCAAAACAAUAACGCGAGUUUACGGCAAUGUCUGGUGAAGUAAUUCGAUGCAAAGCUGCGGUGGCUCGGGAAGCCGGAAAGCCGCUGGUGAUGGAGGAAGUGGAGGUGGCGCCGCCGCAGAAGAUGGAGGUCCGGUUGAAGAUCCUCUUCACGUCGUUGUGUCACACCGAUGUUUACUUCUGGGAAGCUAAGGGACAAAACCCCUUGUUUCCUCGCAUAUUGGGCCACGAAGCCGGAGGAAUUGUAGAAAGUGUAGGUGAGGGUGUGACCGAACUGAAACCGGGGGACAAAGUCCUCCCAAUAUUCACAGGAGAAUGUGGCGAGUGCCGACAUUGUAAGUCGGAAGAUAGUAAUAUGUGUGAUCUUCUUAGGAUUAAUACAGAUAGGGGUGUUAUGAUCAAUGAUGGUAAGUCGAGGUUUUCAAAAGACGGUCAACCGAUCUACCAUUUCCUUGGGACGUCAACCUUUAGCGAGUACACGGUUGUUCAUUCUGGGUGUGUUGCUAAGAUCAACCCCGAUGCUCCACUUGAUAAAGUCUGUGUUCUUAGCUGUGGCAUUUCUACAGGCAUGGGUGCAACCCUGAAUGUCGCAAAACCGAAAAAGGGUAUGAGUGUUGCUAUAUUUGGGCUAGGAGCUGUAGGGCUUGCUGCUGCUGAAGGAGCUCGCAUUGCCGGGGCUUCUAGAAUCAUCGGUAUCGAUCUAAAUCCGAGCAGAGCCAAUGAAGCCAAGAAGUUUGGUGUUACCGAAUUCGUGAAUCCAAAAGAUCAUGAUAAACCAAUCCAUGAGGUCAUUGCUGAGAUGACGGAUGGUGGUGUUGAUAGAAGUGUUGAGUGCACUGGAAAUGUCAAGGCUAUGAUUUCCGCUUUUGAAUGUGUUCAUGAUGGUUGGGGUGUGGCUGUACUUGUUGGGGUCCCGAACAAAGACGACGAGUUCAAAACUCUUCCUAUAAAUUUCCUGAACGAGAGGACUCUGAAGGGUACCUUUUUCGGUAACUAUAAGCCCCGUACCGAUAUUCCAGGUGUUGUCGAGAAAUACAUGAAUAAGGAAUUAGAAGUUGAGAAGUUUAUAACACACAGUGUUGGUUUCUCGGAGAUCAACAAAGCGUUUGACUACAUGCUUAAAGGUGAAAGUCUCCGUUGCAUCAUCCGAAUGGAUGCAUAGGCGGGUCACGUUGCGUAUGUUAAUAAUAUAUGGUUUUUAGUAUAUGAUAUGCAUGCAUAGAGGAAUAAAGCUUGGUACAAUGGGACUUAUAAUUCCCAUGGAAGCUAGAUAUAUAACAUUAUAUGGUAUGUAAGGUUUCAGUUUUAAUGAUGCAACUUUUUUGGUGUUGGUAGUUAUAAAAACGUUUGAUUUCCAUCCA
Molecule: messenger RNA, 1383 nt
Organism: Helianthus annuus (common sunflower)
Lineage: Eukaryota; Viridiplantae; Streptophyta; Magnoliopsida; Asterales; Asteraceae
Product: alcohol dehydrogenase 1
Exons: 10
Coding region: 51-1184 (377 amino acids)
Biological process (GO): formaldehyde catabolic process
Cellular component (GO): cytosol
Molecular function (GO): S-(hydroxymethyl)glutathione dehydrogenase [NAD(P)+] activity; zinc ion binding
Source: RefSeq, a predicted model, not a curated record